AACAAGCGAAGCGAAUGACAGUUACCAGUAAAUGCCUGCCAUAAAAUACGCGAAAUGCGCGGGAUUUGCUAAAGUAAAGUAUCAUCACAAUAUGGCUAGUGGACAGUUAUUUAAAUUGCCAUCAGUUGCUUCCGAUCAUAAAGAAGCUCUCCAAGAAACUAUAUAUAAAAUGAAGGAACAUAUUAUUAGCAAUAUCAGUAAAGGAGAAAGAUAUCAGUGGAGUUUAGACGAUUUUGAAAUAGGAUCGCCUCUGGGAAGAGGAAAGUUUGGUCGUGUAUAUCUAGCCAGAGAGAAAACUACUCACUACAUGGUUGCUUUGAAAACAUUGUACAAAGUUGAAUUAAUAAAAGGACGUGUGGAGAAGCAAGUAAUGAGAGAAAUUGAAAUACAGACGCAUUUGAGACAUCCUCAUAUUCUCCAAAUGUUGACAUACUUCCACGACGACAAGAGAAUCUAUCUGGUGUUGGAAUUUGCUGCAAGAGGUGAAUUGUACAAAGAAUUGAAACGUCAGCCGAAUGAGAGAUUUAACGAACACUUAUCAGCCAAAUAUACUUAUCAAGUGGCUGACGCUUUGGAAUAUUGUCACAGAAAUAACGUUAUUCAUCGAGACAUAAAGCCUGAAAAUUUGUUACUCACGUAUAACGGAGAUAUCAAGCUCGCAGACUUUGGAUGGUCGGUACACGCGCCAUCCUCCAAACGGAGAACAUUAUGUGGAACAUUGGAUUAUCUGCCACCGGAAAUGGUGAUGGGAGAAAAAUAUGAUAUUUAUGUUGACCAUUGGUGUUUGGGAAUUUUGUGUUACGAGUUUCUCACGGGCCAACCUCCCUUCUUGAGCAACACCACCCAAGAAACAUACGCAAAGAUAAAAACCAUGAGUAUAAAAUGGCCAGAGCAAAUAAAACCUGGAGCCAAAGACCUCAUAUCCAAGCUUAUCAAAAAGAAAAGUACAGAACGGAUUUCCAUGGCUGCGGUCAAGAGACAUUUUUGGAUCGUGGAACACAAAGAUUCGCCCAAGUCGUAAGCCCAAAACCUGACAAAGACUUAUUAUUCAAUAACAAUUUUUAUAACACAACGUAUCUCGAUGAUGACAAUUUUAUUGUAUAAAUUUGUAU
Messenger RNA from Pseudomyrmex gracilis, 1112 nucleotides. It is a transcript of the gene aurB, whose product is annotated as aurora kinase C-like. Gene Ontology annotation, cellular component: spindle pole centrosome; chromosome passenger complex; spindle microtubule. The transcript is spliced from 6 exons. NCBI's taxonomy places the organism in Eukaryota, Metazoa, Arthropoda, Insecta, Hymenoptera, Formicidae. The record is from RefSeq and is a predicted model, not a curated record. Gene Ontology annotation, biological process: protein phosphorylation; regulation of cytokinesis; mitotic spindle organization. Gene Ontology annotation, molecular function: ATP binding; protein kinase activity. Bases 32 to 1021 code for a protein of 329 amino acids.